CGAGAGAGAUCGGCCGUUGAGGUGCCCCGCCUCGGAAGAGCUUAGAUAAGGUCCCUGCGGGUCUGAAUUCCUCGGCCCAUUCGGAAUACACCGCUGCGAGUCGUUGGCCAGGCGAACUCAAAAACCACACGAACGUAGACGAAAGAACAGCACUGAGAAGGCUUACGGGAAUACUCCGAUUUACGUUUGCAGCAUCUCCUCGCCAUGGAGUUCCUUGCAACGACGAUUGUAGGUGUUAUUGCCAUUAUCACUAAAGUUUCCGCCCAAGGUGCCGGUGGAUACGACUUCAACGCCCAGAGCGAGGGACAGCUAAGCGGCCAUCUAUCUCCUCUGCAAGUGGCCGGAAUUUCGAUGGUGGUCGUCGCAUGCCUUGGCGCUGCGGUCGUGUCCAUGUUCUUCUGCUACUACAUCUACAAGAAGAACAAGGAGAACACGGCCUUGCCGAGAUACUAAACUACGUCGAAAGCCGUUGGCUGAUGUGAAAAUGCUUCGAUGUACAUAGACAAAAAUAACUGCAUUAUCAUGCUUAUCAUUCAUCACUUGGUUUUCUUAUCAUUUCUUUUUUCACCUAGAUAACAAAUAAAGCUUCUUUUAUAACCUUUG
Rhipicephalus microplus (southern cattle tick) is the source of this 603-nucleotide messenger RNA. RefSeq lists its product as uncharacterized. The record is from RefSeq and is a predicted model, not a curated record. NCBI's taxonomy places the organism in Eukaryota, Metazoa, Arthropoda, Arachnida, Ixodida, Ixodidae.